CAAAAAUCUAUCUAAAUUAGGCUUCGCGAUUCCCUGAUAAUGACAUCUCUAAAAGUUGAAUUCAACAGAGCACCCGAAUCUUGGCCUGUGACAUUAUCCUAUUCCUAUACAACCAACGUCCAAUAAUUGAAAUAUUCAACCCUCCAACUUGCCUUGAAUAAUAUUCAACUCUCCAACUUCAAAAUUUAAUAUAUUCAACUGCAUCUAAGCCCCCACUUUCUAACAGUCCACGAAACCUCCAUCUCCACCACCUACAAUAAGACCAAACAUCUUCACAAUUCUCAUUCAUCUCUCCGAUAGAGAGAGAAAGAAAGAAAGAAAGAAAAUGAAUUGGCCUCAAUUCCUCCUCUUCCUAAUCCUAAUAUCAUGCCUACCUCUGGCUAUGGGGCAGCAGCCAUACAUCCGCGACCUCAUAGAAGACUGCGAUGUCAGAGACAACAACAACUCCGCCCUCGGUUACACCUGCAACGGCCUCCUCCCUUCCUGCCAAUCCUACCUCACCUUCCGCGCCCGCCCCCCCUACAACACCCUCGCCUCCAUCUCCACCCUUUUAUCCGCUAACGCAUCCCACCUCGCUCAACUCAACUCCAUCUCCCAAAACGCCAUCCUCCAAGCCGAGCGCACGGUGCUGGUGCCUGUGACAUGCUCCUGCUCCGCCCAGACCUACCAAGCCAACGCCUCCUACACCGUCCAGUCCAACGACGUCUACUUCACCAUCGCCAACAACACGUUCCAGAGCCUGUCAACAUGCCAAGCCCUCCAAGUCCAGAACAGCAUUGGAGCAAGAGAUUUGUCAGUUGGUGCAAGACUAAGUGUUCCGUUGAGAUGUGCGUGUCCGACUCAAACUCAAGUCGACGAUGGUGUCAACUACUUGCUCAGCUAUGUGUUGCAGUUCGGCCAGUUUGUUGAGGUCAUAAGUGAGAUGUUUGGGGUUGAUAAUACCAGAACUUUGGCAGCCAAUAACUUGACGGAAACUGACACCGUUUAUCCGUUCACCACUCUUCUGCUUCCUCUUCAGAACCCUCCCAAUAGUACUCAGGUGACAGCGCCUCCUCCGCCCCCUCCACCCUCCCCCACACCUCCCCCGGAUACAGGUGGUGGCUCGUCGAGCAAGACAUGGAUAUACGUAGUGGUUGGCGUUGUUGGAGGGCUUCUUGCUUUGUUUGCUAUGGGGAUGGUUUUCUUCCUCCGGAGGAGGAGGCAGAGGAGGGCAGCGGAGGCUGUUGCGUCGCCACAGAGGUUUCAAUCUGUUGAAAAACCGUUGAAGAAAGAGGCUGAUGAUGAGUCUGAGGACUUUCUUGAGAGCAUUUCUAGCAUAGCACAGUCUCUUAAGGUCUACCCUUUCCAGCAGCUGAGAGAGGCAACUGACGAUCUCAGCCCGGCUUGUUUAAUCAAAGGCUCUGUUUAUCAAGGCACCAUCAAUGGAGAUCUUGCUGCCAUCAAGAAAAUGAGUGGUGGAGAUGUCUCCAAAGAAAUCACUCUGCUGAACAAGAUAAAUCACUCCAAUCUCAUCCGUCUCUCCGGUGUAUCCUUCAACGAGGGCAACUGGUACCUUGUCUACGAGUACGCCUCAAAUGGAGCGCUCGUGGAUUGGCUUCACAGCAGGGGCCAGCAAGGCGUUCUCAGCUGGGAUAGGAGACUGCAGAUUGCUCUUGAUGUGGCUGCUGGUCUGAACUACCUCCAUCUCUACACUACACCUCCGCACAUUCACAAGGAUCUCAACAGCAGCAACGUCCUCCUUGAUGAUGAUUUCAGAGCCAAGAUCGCGAAUUUUGGGCUGGCAAGAGCUGCAGAAGGCCAGGAGGGCCAGUUUGCAUUGACAAGGCACAUAGUUGGGACGAAAGGCUACAUGGCACCCGAGUAUUUGGAGAAUGGAGUAGUCUCUCCUAAGCUUGAUGUGUACUCGUUUGGUGUUAUGUUGCUGGAGAUUCUCACAGGUAAACAAAUCUCCGAGUUGUAUGAAGAGGUGGACAUGAGGUUACCAGAGGUCUUGGCUCCGGUGCUGUCGGAAGGCGGACAUGAGAAGAUAAGCAGCUUGAUGGAUCCUUUGCUGCUCGGGAACUAUCCUUCAAACCUCGCCCUCGUGCUGUUCAGAAUGAUUGACGGGUGCCUCAAGAAAGAUCCGUCUGCUCGCCCAAGCAUGGAGGACGUUUUCCAGUCCCUCUCGAGAGUUUCUGGUGAAUGGGCAGUCAGCAUAUCAGAGUCUGGUGCUUCUACUAGAUAAGACAAUGAUUUACCUUCUAUUUUUGUUUUCUGCUUGAAUUGAACUACAUUUAUAUGCACCAAAUUUCAUUUACAUGAAGAGAUAUAAAAUUUGUUGAUUCAUUGCUCUGUGAAUCAACUGCUCCAUAUAAA
Salvia splendens (bonfire salvia) is the source of this 2355-nucleotide messenger RNA. Its product is annotated as lysM domain receptor-like kinase 4. Gene Ontology annotation, biological process: protein phosphorylation. The record is from RefSeq and is a predicted model, not a curated record. Gene Ontology annotation, molecular function: ATP binding; protein kinase activity. Bases 326 to 2224 code for a protein of 632 amino acids. The transcript has a single exon. NCBI's taxonomy places the organism in Eukaryota, Viridiplantae, Streptophyta, Magnoliopsida, Lamiales, Lamiaceae.